AUGUGGUGCCGCGGCGCGGACGCCGCGAGCCGCCGCGCGGUCAUCACCGACCCGGUGGAGAGCGCGACGCAGCAAGCGGGCGAGCUCGUCGCGUUGCUCGAGGGCGAACGCGACGUCGUGUUGUGCCAGCUCAACGCGGGGUGGUUGAGCGCGCACGAGCAGCCCGCGGGGGCGCCGUACGUCUCGCAGCUCAUCAAGCGGUGCGUCGAGAGCAGGGAGAUCGCGAGCAUGAUCUCGGAGAGCGACGACGUCGAGGGGAACCCGGGGCUGAGCGUCGUGUUUUACAACAAGAACGGGUCGGCGAAAGCCGUCGCGCGAGCGGAGGCGGAGGCGAACGCGGCGGCGGGGGGCGGCGACGCGAAGGACGAGGCUGGCGGCGGCGACGCGAAGGACGAGGCAGGCGGCGGCGGCGGCGGCGGCGCGCUGUUGGGGUUGGCGUUCGCGAAGAUGACCGGCGCGCCCGCGGGGAAGGGCAGCGGCAAGGCGAAGGGGAAGAAGGGCGCAGGCGGGCUGACGCCCGGGGAGGCGAAUCAGCUCGCGGCGAAAAAGAUCAGCGAGUUGGGCGCGCAGGCGGACUGCCCCGCGGUGACGCCGUACGAACGCGUGCUCGUGGGGCUCGCGCUGGGGUACGACGAGCGCGACGUCGCGUAUCACUUUCGCGGAUCGGGUCGCCGUUCAGCGCGGCGCUGUUCAUUCGCGCGAGGGAGGUGCUCUCGGGGCUGA
This is a messenger RNA of Micromonas pusilla CCMP1545, 723 nucleotides long. RefSeq lists its product as uncharacterized. The record is from RefSeq and is a predicted model, not a curated record. NCBI's taxonomy places the organism in Eukaryota, Viridiplantae, Chlorophyta, Mamiellophyceae, Mamiellales, Mamiellaceae.